This is a messenger RNA of Lingula anatina, 2061 nucleotides long. RefSeq names its product cell cycle checkpoint control protein RAD9A. Gene Ontology annotation, biological process: DNA repair; cellular response to ionizing radiation; mitotic intra-S DNA damage checkpoint signaling. The record is from RefSeq and is a predicted model, not a curated record. Gene Ontology annotation, cellular component: checkpoint clamp complex. Lineage: Eukaryota; Metazoa; Brachiopoda; Lingulata; Lingulida; Lingulidae.
AUUAAAAAUAUAACCAAUUGAAUGCUACGAUUAAUUUGCACGAUUUCCCGGGAAAAUCGAAAAAUACAACAUGGAUGUUGAUCAGAGCCCGAUAAUUAUAUUCUGCUCUUGUUUCAGCACCAUCAUACUGUUGAGAGGGUCGUGAGACCUUGUCAGACACACUCACAAUGUAAUGACAUUGUAGAACGUGUUGAAAAAUAUCGUUAUAAUGAAGUGCAUCAUUCCAGGAAUCAACGUGAAAGUGUUUGGAAGAGCCAUACAUUCCCUGGCCAAGAUUGGUGAAGAAUUAUACUUGGAACCCUUGGAACAUGGUCUUGCUCUCAGAACAGUGAAUUCUUCCAGAUCUGCCUAUGCCUGUUUUGUGUUUGCUCCUAGCUUUUUCCAGCACUAUGAUGAUGGUUCUGGGCAACUUAACUCCCAGGAUUCAGAGGAAGAUGUGCUCAGAUGUAAAAUUAACAUGAAGUCAUGUUUGACAGUGUUCAAAUCCCUGUCAACCAUUGAGAGGACUGUUGACAGGUGCAAGAUAUCCCUGAACCUACAGGAGUCUAGACUGGUAUUUCAGCUUUACUGCAGGCAUGGUAUUGUGAAAACCCAUAAUUUAUCUUUCAUUGAAUGUGAAACUUUACAAGCAGUCUUCUCCAAGGAUCUCUGUCCCAAUGCUUUUACAGCACAAGCAAAGCUUUUGAGUGAUAUUGUUCUAAAUUUCCAAAAUAACCAAGAGGAGGUAACCUUGAUUAUGAAGCCAGAUAAAGUUUUACUCAAGAACUAUGUGGAAGAUGAACCUGAUCCUAAAAAGGUGGUCCAUACAGAACUGGGUCUGGACCCAAUUGAAUUUGAUCAUUUUCAGUCUGGGGUAGACACAGAAGUCACCUUUUGUCUUAAGGAACUACGGGCCAUACUUGCCUUUGCAGAAGUCACAGCACUGCCAGUAUCAGCCCACUUUGAAUCAGCAGGAAAGCCCAUAGUCUUCUCAAUAGAUAGUGAUCCAAAUUUUGAAGGCAACAUAGUCCUCGCAACUCUUGCUGAGGACCUGUCCACCCAGGACAAUGCCACACAGCAGAGCACACAGAACUCACAGCCCAUCAAUAGAUCUAUGCCAAGUACAGCAGCCAAGAGGACAUCUUAUUCCAGUAAAAAGUCUUCUGUGUCAUCAACAAGUUUUGGGAGAAGAGUUAGUGGUGAAAAUCUGGAGAGGAAGAUGGCAAGUGGAGAUGCUGUCAAAGAAAGACAAGAGAAAAGUUCAGCUUCGAAACUUGAUGAGUCAACUGAGGGGUUCAGGGUCAUUAAACCUAUGAUGGGAGUAAAUAAUGGAGGAGAAGGAAGCACAAGAAAUGGGAGAGUGAACCUGUUGACAAGGACAGAGGAAGACCCGUGGGCACAGCCCUCAACCUCCAGUCCUGUAAUUCCACUGCAGAAUAAUAAACAUCUGCUGCACUCAGUAGGGGCUGACACCAGUAUGCCUGAAGUGACGCCACCUGGCAGUGAUGAAGAUGAUGAAGAAGACAUGGUGCCAGGAACACCUCCUAGCAAAAAGUUCAAGUCCCUGUUCUUUGGUCUGUCACAAGCUAGCAGUCAGGCAUCACAGCAGAAAGAAGCCCCAGUUCUGGCAGAGGAAACAGAUGACGAAGACAGUUGACACAAGCAGAAGGAAUCAUUGAUCUCGUCACUUGAAAAUUAGAAGUUAUUAUAAACUGGAGAAACUCCAGCAUAUUUUAAUGUUUUUUAACAAAAUGAAAUAAUGUGAAAGUUCAUGCACGAGCAAGUCAUAAUUUCAGCCCAUGCAAUGAUAAGUUUAAAAUUUAUUGCCAGCCAUUGGAGAUGUAUGGGCACUAGUAAUAGAAAUGUCAACUCAAACAGCCUUAUCAUUCUGAUUUUAUCAUAGGCAUGUGUAUUGGCAUGCAGAAGUCCUUCUAGGCAUAGAAUCUAUGCUAGCUAUAAUAAUUGUGUAAGAGCAUAUGUGAAGUGUGCAGUAGUGUAACCAUGAUAUGAGGGGCAAGAGAGAACAUCAAUUGUUUGUGGUAACCCCUCUGCUGGUUAUGUAUAAGAAAUCUGUUAAAAAUA